Molecule: messenger RNA, 1122 nt
Organism: Ostrinia furnacalis (Asian corn borer)
Lineage: Eukaryota; Metazoa; Arthropoda; Insecta; Lepidoptera; Crambidae
Gene: Tsp2A
Product: tetraspanin 2A
Exons: 4
Cellular component (GO): plasma membrane
Source: RefSeq, a predicted model, not a curated record
CUUCGUCCAUUUUCUACCUACUUACCCCGGGAAGCGAUCACAUCUGUCAUGGCAGUCAAUUUGUUUAGGACAGUUCAGACAUAAUAAUAAAUGUGUCAUUCUUCUUUUCCAGCUCUUCGGUUUAUCCAUCUUCGCCCUUUGCCUAUGGAUCCUCAUCGAGCCUGGCUUCAACGAGUUCAUGUCGGUCCUCCAGCUGCAGCCUUACUUCAUCGGAAUCUACAUCAUCCUCAUCGCAGCGCUGGUGGUCAUGGUGGUCGCCUUCCUGGGGUGCGGGUCCGCAUUGAUGGAAAACGUUGUGCUUCUUUAUGCCUACAUAGGAUCACAAAUAGCGACGUUCGUCCUGGGCUUGGUUGGAGCGUGCGUGGUGCUCGACUUCUCGACAUACGACUCCAGCAUACAGCCACUCAUUAGGAACUCCAUCGUGGGGCUCAUGAACAACCCUCAACAUGAAGGCAGCAGAGCUGUACUGCGAAUGGUUCAGGAAGGGAUCGGCUGCUGCGGAGCCGACGGGCCCAUGGACUACAUCAACCUGAACAAGCCCUUCCCAUCGGAGUGCCGUGACUCUGUGACCGGGAACGCGUACUUCCACGGCUGUGUUGACGAGCUGACCUUCUACUUGGAAAGCAAAACUGGCUGGUUAGCUGGAAUUGUACUGGCUGCUUGCAUGAUUGCUGUUAUCAACGCCGUCAUAUCGUUGGUCCUUAUUCACGCAGUGAAGAAAGAAGAAGAUGAAGCGAUAGCUUACAAAUAAUUAUCUAUAUACUAAUCUUAGAAAUUAAGUGAACUAAAAAAUUCGAAAAACAAAAUUGUUUAUUAUUAAGUUAGGUAGUGUUUUGUAAACUAAGGUAACCAUGUAUUUUUCAUAAAAUAUGUAUUUUGUUUCAAAUUAUCUGUAUAUAAUAUGACACGACAGAAAAUGACACCCUGUAUUCUACCACCGUUUUUUAAAAUAAGUAAAUAAAUAAGUAACACUAAACAAUAAAUUAUUUUUUUUUAAAUGCCGUUCAUAUCUCAAGUACUUAAACAAUACAUAGAAAAUAAAAGAUUUUAAUACAAGAAAACCACGAUCAAAGGUUUUCUAGGUUCUAGGAAUAUUAAUCCUAUUCGUUAUUUAAAUAAAGC